Molecule: messenger RNA, 2046 nt
Organism: Rhinichthys klamathensis goyatoka
Lineage: Eukaryota; Metazoa; Chordata; Actinopteri; Cypriniformes; Leuciscidae
Gene: htr2cl1
Product: 5-hydroxytryptamine (serotonin) receptor 2C, G protein-coupled-like 1
Exons: 5
Coding region: 453-2003 (516 amino acids)
Biological process (GO): G protein-coupled receptor signaling pathway, coupled to cyclic nucleotide second messenger; chemical synaptic transmission
Cellular component (GO): plasma membrane; dendrite
Molecular function (GO): G protein-coupled serotonin receptor activity; neurotransmitter receptor activity
Source: RefSeq, a predicted model, not a curated record
AUGAGCACACCUCGUCCUGCCACGGGCUUGCGUUCUUGAGGAAUUCGUCAUCAAUGAAAGUGAAAGAAGACUAAAUAGGAGAGGAGAAAUGCAAGGAUGCCGGCAGGUCAGAGGAGACAGACGAUUCCUUAAUGGCGGGCGGCACUCAAGUCGGAGAGCAGACUUUGAUUGACAGCUGACUGUGGAUAAGCUCCUGACAGUUCACUCUGAAGUCCAGCACGCUGAAGGAGCUCUCAGAUACAGUUUCCAUGAAUAAGAUCCUGAGCCAGAAACUAGGAACAGGAAAUGCUAUGGAUAUCCUCAGCGCAGUGGAUUUCUCCUUCACAUAGCAUUUUGAGUGGAUCACUUCUUCAUUUUUGAACUUCUAAACUCGUCUUCCCAUACGUGGCCAUCAGCGGCCAUGAUUGGAAGGAGCUCUGAUUGAUACAGGGGACAGGAAACGGCAUCAGAGGAUGGGGGCACCUGGCGGGCCAGUUGUGGGUGGGUUUAGCUCUACAACAUCCUCCCUAGACCUCGUUGGCUGGAUGGUCUGGCCUGGUAAUACCACUGUGAGCCUGAACCAGAGCUUCUUCGGAACCGAUUACAGCGUCAAUCUCCCCUCCUCAUCUUCAUCUUCUCCUCAUGGGGUCGAAAGGGAAGUGAUGAAGGAAAAGAACUGGCCAGCCCUGCUAAUUCUUGUGAUUAUCUUUCUAACAAUAGGAGGGAAUAUUUUGGUUAUUUUGGCCGUGUCGUUGGAGAAGAAGCUGCAAAACGCAACAAACUUCUUCCUGCGGUCCCUUGCGGUAGCGGACAUGCUGGUCGGCAUCUUGGUCAUGCCCAUCUCGCUCAUUAACAUCCUGUAUGAUUAUGCCUGGCCAUUGCCCAGUGCUCUCUGUCCUAUUUGGAUAUAUCUGGACGUGCUUUUCUCCACUGCUUCCAUUAUGCACCUGUGUGCCAUUUCCCUCGACCGCUACGUGGCCAUACGCAAUCCGAUUGAGCACAGUCGCUUCAACUCCCGCACCAAGGCCAUGCUGAAGAUCGCUGCAGUUUGGACCAUUUCAAUAGGUAUCUCAAUGCCUAUCCCAGUGAUCGGACUGCGUAACAGAGAUAAGGUCCUUAUCAACGACAACUGUGCUCUGAACGAGGAACGCUUCAUACUGGUUGGCUCUUUUGUUGCUUUCUUCAUUCCUCUGGUCAUCAUGGUGGUCACGUAUUGUCUCACUGUCCAAGCACUUCAGCGUCAGGCCACAGUCUUCCUCUACGAGGGCAAAGCCUCUUCUCAGCAGCCAUUGCAGCCUCCAGCUCCACCUACUUCCCAGUUGGAGCCGUCGUCGGCUCCAUCACGUCGCAGCAGUCUGAACUGUCUACGGAUCAGCAACAGCGAUGGAAACGCGCUCGGUCUGACCGUGCCCCCGGACACCAUCUCAAUAAUCCCAGGUUCAGAAGCGCCGUCUCAAAUGAAUUCGCCCGCUGGACGGGACCCGAGUGGAGCCCGCGGGCGGCGAGGCAUGAUGCAGGCCAUCAAGAACGAGCGGCGAGCAUCCAAAGUGUUGGGUGUAGUGUUCUUCCUCUUCCUUUUCAUGUGGUGUCCCUUUUUCAUCACUAACGUUCUGUAUGUCCUCUGCCGUGGAGCCUGCAACGAGCCUCUGCUCACGGAACUGCUCAAUGUUUUCGUUUGGGUGGGUUACAUCUCAUCAGGUGUCAACCCUUUAGUGUACACUUUGUUUAACAAGACCUACCGAAGGGCAUUUUCAAGCUACUUGCACUGCCAGUACAGACAGGUGGGGCUUAAACCCAUCGCUAUACACGUUCCUUGUCCAUCCCAUGCUGUCACGCCUAUCCUGAUCUGCGAAAAAGUUUCGAUUGACCGGAACAGUAACUGCCGCAAUGGGGACGGGAACGGAAUCCGAAAUCUGGAGCCCCAUGACAUGGACACUGACCCCGGACUGGAGCUGAAACUGGGAAUAUCAGAGCUCUCCAUCAGCAGCGGUCACAAUCACACAGAACACACCAGCAGUGUCUGAAAAAUAUAUUUUAGUUUGACCUGGAACAUAGGACAGGUGUGAC